This is a messenger RNA of Ceutorhynchus assimilis (cabbage seed weevil), 741 nucleotides long. The record is from the annotation of a GenBank genome assembly. Lineage: Eukaryota; Metazoa; Arthropoda; Insecta; Coleoptera; Curculionidae.
AUGAAAAAAUUAGCUUUGUAUCUCAAUAAAAAUUUACUUGGCGUGUUCUUUAUUACUUUAGAUAAACCCUCAGAUUUGGUAGCUAUGGGAAAAUCAGUAAAGAAUUUAAAAAUAUAUUACGUACCACCAGAAGAUUGGGGACCCGAAUAUCCAAUUUCAGGAGCUGUCAGGCAUAACAUACCCAUGCCUACGUUGUAUGAUGCAGAAGGUCAAAGACUAAAACCAAAGCUGAGCAUAGUAGAACUAGUCUUGUAUAACAUUGCUGCCAUGUUAGCCGGAGUAGCUACCGGUUACGAUGUGAGACUGUCAAAUAUAUCACCUUUGCAUCCGAAACUACAACCAAAUAGUCGGAUAGAAGUAGUAGAUAUGCCAGCAUGGAGACCCGUAGAACCCCAAGACUACGAAUAUUCGACAAUAUCUGGAUACAAUCACAAUACCUAUCAUGGGCCCAUAAAACACAAUAGGCCAAUGUUGACGGGGUCGCAACUUCUUACUUUACAGAAUGAAGAAAAACGACCAUUGAGAUUUACAGAUUCACCUCAACAUCAUCCACCGAACCCUUCACCUAGAAGAAAGUCAAGUUCCACAAGUAACGAUGGUUGUGAUCUUUAUGGACCUUUCGAAAGGUCUGCCACUAUAUACAUUCCAGGAGAUUAUCAUAGCAAAAAUAUUUUAGUGAAUUCAAAAAGGUACCGUCUGCUGGUUAUAGUGGCAUCAACAAGUUCUGUGGUUUGUAGCUAG